Trichomycterus rosablanca is the source of this 1375-nucleotide messenger RNA. RefSeq names its product transmembrane protein 265 (gene tmem265). The record is from RefSeq and is a predicted model, not a curated record. Lineage: Eukaryota; Metazoa; Chordata; Actinopteri; Siluriformes; Trichomycteridae. The coding region runs from base 55 to 1071 and encodes 338 amino acids. The transcript has 2 exons.
AGUAUUUGACGAAUUUGAUCGGAAACGCGGCAGCUUUACACACCAGCUUAAGGCAUGUUUCCUUCACCCCAGGUGUGUGUGUCCACCCUGGUGACUGUGAGCACAAUGGGUGUGCUCGACCUCUACCUCCUGGAGCAGAGCAUGCUGGGCCGUGGGGCUUGGCCGGCAGCAUGGGCAUACACGGCAGUGGCACUGGGUGACCUGGGCUUUCUACUGGCGUUGCGGUUUGUGUCAGCUGGCGUGGCUUCGGAGGCACGCUCUCCACGCCGUGGUUUUGCCAGCGCGCUCUGGUUCCUCUUCCUCUCCCUGCUGGAGCUCAAGCUCUUCUUUGUGUACCAGAACUACAGGCAUGAACGUCGGCCAGCCGACCCCUUGGCACGAAAAACCCUUACGCUGCUGCUCUCUGUGGGCCUGCCCUCACUUUUUGUGGUACUGACAGGAGCAGAGCAUGUGACACCGAUUCGCAGGAAGCAGGAGGUGCGUGCUAGGCUCCUGUGGGUGGCCCUGGACCUCCUAGAUGUGCUGGACCUGCAGGCAGGCCUGUGGGAGGAGGCACAGAGCGGUGCGGUGGUCCCAUUAUGGGUGGACGGUGUCAUUUUUUUCUAUUGCUACGUUCUACUGCUGCUCCUGCCAUGCGUCUCACUUACCGAGCUGGCACUUCCAGUCCUGAGGCGAGCUCGCAGGGAGGCUGUGUACCCAUGGCUGAGUCUGGUAACUAUCAACGUGAUGACACUCGUGCUCAGGGCUGUUGGAGUGCUCUGGUACAGGGACCCAAGGGUCUCUACUGUGUUCGUGGGGAAGAACGUGCUGGCGAUGGCCCUCAAGCUCAGAUCAGCCUGGGAAAGGCGCAGGAACAGUAGGGAAAGGGGGCAGGGAGAAGGUGACGAUGGUGGAACGGGAAACCAGACUUUAAGAACAGAUAUGGAGCGAGCGGAUGAUGGACAGGGACAGGGGAGCAGUACUCCAUCCUCUAGGUACCACACAAUCUCCCAAACUCAGGGUCACAGCCAGGCAAGCCUGGAGUGUGCAGGAAGCUCUGUGGGAUCUGCCUAUAUUUCACAUGAGCUUUAGAUAAACCGAGUGACUAAAGUCUGUCAUUGCGGAUUAUUGACAGUAGUCAACAGUAAUGCAUCUGUGUGACAGCGAAAUAAAUCGUGAGCACAUUUUGUACAAGCAGGGGUCACAUUCUGGUCCUGUGUGACCUACUGUUAACAUGGAGAUACUGAGGCAGGGUUGGGCAGUAGUAGAACCCUUUUUAAAAUUAAAAAUACAUUUUUAUGGUAGAUAAAAUGAAGUAUCUGUAUUCAGCCCUGUAUUAAAUGAUAUGAUGAUAAUUAUGUAAGAACGUUUGAAGACCUUGGUGAAAUGAAUUUAU